Messenger RNA from Myxocyprinus asiaticus (Chinese sucker), 7538 nucleotides. RefSeq names its product E3 ubiquitin-protein ligase SHPRH-like. Gene Ontology annotation, biological process: DNA damage response; nucleosome assembly; protein polyubiquitination. Gene Ontology annotation, cellular component: nucleus; nucleosome. Gene Ontology annotation, molecular function: DNA binding; ATP-dependent chromatin remodeler activity; ubiquitin protein ligase activity. The record is from RefSeq and is a predicted model, not a curated record. NCBI's taxonomy places the organism in Eukaryota, Metazoa, Chordata, Actinopteri, Cypriniformes, Catostomidae.
CGUAAUUUCCUGUAUUUUAAAUAUGGCGGAUAAACGCAUGAACAUGUCUUACAGGGUUUGAAGCUUAUUAAAGUUAUUUUAUAUGGUUACAUUGCUGCUGACAAGAGGACAUACCUGGUCACACAAAAUGGUUCCACUAUGAGCAGCAGGAGGAAGCGCGCGCCGCCGGUGCGCGUGGACGAGGAGGCCAAAAGGAGACUCAACUGGAAUAUGCUUGAAGAUCGGAGGGAUGAAGGUGAUCUUGAAGACAUUCAGGAGUCAUUCCCAGCACCAUCUGACAGCUGUCUGGUUGGACCAUUGCUUGAGAGUUUUAUAUCUUCUGCAGAAGGGCCAUCAGAACAGGAACCAAGUUGCUCCACACAGGACUCCAGAUACCAUAGAACUGUUCCAGAUACCAUAGAACUGAAUGUGAUGCCCCUGUCUGCUCUGGAUCAGGGGUGGAAUGUGCUGAUUGGAGAGUUUAAACUUUAUCCAAAGAUUCCCAUUGUGUUUGGAGAUGGUGCCUUAUACCUCCAGCAAACAGGUGCCAGACUAAGUUUGAGUUUUAAUUGUAAUGAGCUGGGUGAUAAGGUCAGCAGGGAUCCAAUUAUCCCUGUGCCUUUUGAUUGUUACUUUGGUGGAUUAUUGUUGGAGGAUCUGGAUUGGCUUCAGAAGAGGAAGAUUAUUAAACUGUGCCACAUGUCAGGAAAUGGAUCUUUGAAGCUAAAAGUUUUUCUAUUUGAGUCUGGGCUGAGAAGACCAGAAUUCCUCAGUGAAGGAAAUGGGCGCAUUAGAAAAGCCAAUCAACUUUUGCAGAAAUUAAUGGAAUUCUUCUACGACUUUAUCAUCCCAGAGGUGAUUGAAAAUGAAGAGGAAGAGUGUGACACUGAUCUAGAGCGUCAGAAUGUUGAGGAGCUGUAUGAUUAUGUCAGGCACCUCCACCAGACAGAGGCAGCGGAGCAGAGCUUUGAUGUCCAACAUCCUGGACUCAUCCCAGUGCUAAGACCCUAUCAGAGCCAGGCAGUCAACUGGAUGCUGAAGAAAGAGAAGUAUAAAAACAUCAGCUUCAAAGAGCAAAGGUUGCAUUUUCUUUGGAGAGAAGUAGUCACAAUCUGUGGCAAAAAACUCUUUUACAAUCCUUACACUGGAUGCUUGAUCCGAGAGUUUCCCCUGGCUGGAGUGGACUGGCCUGGGGGAAUCCUUGCUGAUGAGAUGGGGCUUGGGAAAACCGUGGAAGUACUGGCCCUAAUUCUAUGUAAUACCCGGCAAAACCUAGAGCACGGUGCUCUCACUUUACCUGUGGGACGAUCUGUGAAUUACUUUGUCCCUCCACCUCAAUUAGAGAGACAAAGAACAAUUAAACAUGAGGUGAGACCCAAGGAGAAGAUCAUCCUUUUAGCUGUUCGUGGGAUGCUGUUGACAGCGAUUAAAGAAAUGAAGGUUGGGAAAGGUGCAUCAGUGAAUGCCAUUUUUACUUAUCUAAGAAACAUGUACAAGUACGACACCUUGAAGAACCGGAACCACAUAAAGAAAAUCCUGACCAAGCUCAUUAGUGAGAACAUUGUGGAGCAGGUCAAAGGACGUGGGUUAGCAGGAUCCUUCAAACUGGGGAAGAACUACAAAGAAAAAAAGAAAUCAGCAAAUGCUCGAACUAAGUCAAUUGAGAACGUUACUCCCAGGAGGACAUCUCGUCGGGUUUCUGUUCAGGAGAAAGAGGCAUCAGUGACCUCCUACACCACAGCAUUUGAUUCUGAAGAUACAGUAAGCAGUGUGGAACCGCCUCUCCUCACAAAUGAACUAAAGUGUAAAACCCUUCUGGAGCCCAUGAAACCAAGUGACCAGAGCAGCACUAACACUUAGCACCCACAGCGCAAGAUGCCAAUAGACAUCACUGAUGAAUAUGAACCCAAAAAAGAAACAACAGAAGACUGUGGAAGUCUCUAUAUUGAGAGUACUGAAUCAGAACUUUCCCAAAGUUCUCAACCAGAACCCGAAACCCCAACUAGAGCAUCUGUGGUCCCGUUCAAUACAUCGGAUUACCGCUUCGAGUGCAUCUGUGGAGAGCUCGGUCUUGUGGACUAUAAAGCUCGAGUCCAGUGCCUGAACUGUCUGCUCUGGCAGCAUGCUGAGUGCGUCAAUUACAAAGAGGAGAACCUGGAAACGACCCCGUUCUAUUGCCCACACUGCUUAGUAGCCAUGACCCCUGUGUCCACUGGUGCCACCCUGAUCAUAUCUCCCAGCUCCAUUUGUCACCAGUGGGUGGAUGAAAUUAACCGGCACAUUCACACUUCCUCCCUCAGAGUGCUGGUAUAUCAGGGUGUGAAGAGACACGGUUUUAUCCAGCCCCACAUUCUGGCUGAACAAGAUGUUGUCAUCACCACCUAUGACGUGUUGCGCACUGAACUCAAUUACGUCGACAUCCCUCACAGCAAUAGCAAAGAUGGCCGCCGAUUCCGCAACCAGAAGCACUACAUGGCCAUACCAAGCCCUCUAGUGGCCGUGGAGUGGUGGCGCAUUUGUUGGGAUGAAAUGGUGGAGUGCACUACAGCCAAGGCUGCAGAAAUGGCUUUGCGCCUCGCAUCUGUUAAUCGUUGGUGUGUCAGUGGAACACCUGUGCAGAGAGGUUUGGAAGAUUUGUAUGGUCUUGUCCUGUUCUUGGGUGUUGAUCCUUACUGGGUUAAGUAUUGGUGGUACAAGUUACUCUAUCGCCCAUACUGCCAUGGCAAUACGGGACCACUCUACAGUGUCAUUGGUCAACUACUAUGGCGAUCUGCCAAAAAAGAUGUAAUUGAUCAGAUCCAGAUUCCCCCUCAAGCAGAAGAGAUCCACUGGCUCAACUUCUCCCCAGUAGAAGGACACUUUUACCAUCGCCAGCAUGAGGUUUGCUCCCAGGAUGCUCUUCUCAAGUUAAGAAAGAUCUCUGAUUGGUCGCUGAAGCUGGGCAGUUUGGACAGACGCACUGUCACUACUAUACUAUACCCACUUCUACGACUACGCCAGGCUUGCUGCCAUCCGCAAGCUGUCAGGGGAGAAUUCCUGCCUUUCCAGAAAAGCACAAUGACUAUGGAGGAGUUAUUGAAGUCCCUGCAGAAGAAAUGUCGUGUGGAGUGUGAAGAGGCUCACAGGCAACUGGUGUGUGCUUUCAAUGGUCUGGCUGGAAUCCAUAUCAUCAGAGGUGAAUUUGUGGAUGCUGCAGAGAUGUACAGAGAAGUCUUACGAUCAUCUGAAGAACAUAAAGAAAGACUGAAAACUGAUUCCCUUCAGAGGCUUCAUGCUACCCACAAUCUGAUGGAACUUCUUAAUGCAAAGCAUCCUGGGAUACCUCCAACACUGAGAGAUGACAGUCUAAAAGAAGAGGCUGAACGGCUAAAGCAGCAUUACAUGGCUAAGGUGAACUCAGAGGUUUCUGAAGCACAUCAGAACCUACAACCUGUUCUUCAAAACAUUAAAGAGCUAAAACGCAAGGUGAACCUUCGCUCCCCCUGGUGGCUGGACAUCAUACAACAGGCAAUGCAGUACUUCAUUGACGAUGACCUUGUCAGCCGCAUCCAAAAUGAGCUCACCUGCAGUUAUAAACAACAAGCCAACAAGCUCUCAUUGGCAGACAAGUUUCAUGAUGGCCGUGGUCUCCAGUUUCUUCUCAGCACUCAAAUAGACGAUUUGAUCAAAUCACAGAAAACCGUCCAGGAUGCUGUUAAGAAGCUGGAGGGGCCGCCUUCGCAACAAGUCAUUGAGGAAACAACACUUUGCCACCUGCGGCCCAUUCGGCUGCCACUGAACAACUGUGUAUUUUGCAAAGCGGAUGAACUUUUUAUAGACUACGAGUCAAAACUGUUUUCUCACACGGUAAAGGGGCAGACGGCCAUCUUCGAGGAGAUGAUUGAAGAUGAGGAGGGGCUGGUUGAUGACCGACUCCCCACAACCAGUCGAGGUCUCUGGGCGGCCAGUGAGACAGAACGAGCCCUUAAAGCCAUCCUGUCUUUUGCCAAAGUACGCCGCAUGGAGUCUGGCCUGAUAGAGGAGGGAAACACCUUCAUGGAGCUCUUUGAGUCCUGGAAAAAAGAAUAUAAGCUGCUGCAUGAGUACUGGAUGUCGCUGCGAGAUCACGUGUCGGCCAUCGAUGAACUGGGUAUGGCCACAGAAAGGAUGCGUGUGCGAUUACCUGAUGAACCCAAACAAAAGGUUCUGCAUAUCAUAGAACAGCACGAGGUGGAACAGAACAGAAUAAAGCUGUUGAAUGAUAGGGCAGUGGCCAAAUCACAACUACAGAAGAAACUUGGACAGUUUCUCUACCUCACAAAUCUGGAGAAGUCGCAGGAUAAGUCCACAGGCAGCCUGGAUCCAGAACCAUGUCCUAUCUGCGCUCGCCCGCUGGGUCAGGAGUGGGCCGUACUGACCUGUGGACACUGUUUCUGUAACGAGUGUAUUUCCAUCAUUGUGGAGCAGUACAGUGUCGGUAAUCGACGGAGAGCUAUAAAGUGCGCCAUAUGCCGACAAAACACAUCGCAUUCAGAGAUCUCGUAUGUCUUUACAACUCAGAGUGCAAACCAGGGCCAGGACAUGCCUGUUAAGGGUAGCCACUCCACGAAGGUCGAAGCUGUGGUUCGAGUCCUAAAGAAAAUCCAGAUGACCGACCCGGGAGCCAAGUCUCUUGUGUUCUCCACGUGGCAAGGAGUCCUGGACAUCAUUGCAAAAGCCCUUUUCGACAAUAACAUGGAGUUUGCACAGAUCAACGGAAUUCACAAAUUUCAGGAGAACCUGAGUGCUUUCAAAUACGAGGAGAAGAUCAAUAUCCUACUGCUGCCACUUCACACGGGUUCAAACGGCCUGAACAUCAUUGAAGCGACACACGUGCUGUUGGUGGAGCCCAUUCUAAACCCCGCCCAUGAGCUUCAAGCCAUUGGAAGAGUGCACCGGAUUGGCCAGACCAAACCCACAUUUGUUCAUCGGUUUCUGAUAAAGUCCACCAUUGAGGAGCGGAUGCAAGCCAUGCUAAAAACAGCAGAAAAAAGUCACAGCUCCACGCCCAUGAAGCAUUCGGAGGCCUCUGUAUUUACAGUAGCAGACCUGGCCGAGCUGUUCACAGAAGACGGCGAGACUCUUGAGUAAACUCUGAUACUACAUGCACAACUAAACCUGUCAGUCUAAAGGCCCGUGAUGGUGAACACUACAAUAAUACCAGCCGCGUCACUCUAGCACUCUACUAUACGUUUGCUUUACACAUUCCCCUUUUUAUAUGGUCUGUUCUAUGGUGUUAUUUAUUAUACUAAAUGUGGAAAAGAAAAUUAGUUGGCGGUACCCUUUAACAGUGUAUCCCUGUUUUAUCUGCAGUAGAAUGUUUCAUUGAUUUGUUCACAAGUCUUAUUUUUUUUAAUGCCUUUAUGAGCAUAAAUAAAUGUUUUUUUUUUUAAAUAUGGUUUUAAUAGUCAAAUAAGCUGUGCUGAAAAAUAAGAAUACUUUUGUAAUAUUCUGUACAGUGGAUUGGUUUUAACUUAAGCACCCAUGUGAUUUUAGCAUUUAUGCGAUUUGUCUUAUCACAAAUGUUUUAUAAGAAUCCCACAGAAAUAUCAGAUUGAUCACAAUUUGUAAAUCUUUGUUGUAAAGUUGUUCAAAAUAGAUGAAAAAAACAAAACAAUUUGUGAUGUCUUAAGAAGGAAUUACGCACUUGUCCUGUUUUCUUUUGUUAUAGAGGCUAUUUUGGUUUUAUAGUUUAAAACUUACUUUUUUCCAUGAUGCUUAGGAAGGAAGUUGUUUGACUUUAUGGCAUGAAGCUUUGUCCGAGUGCCUUCUGUUCAGGCACUCCAUUCAGUGGACUGUCUGCGGAAAGUUGUAGCAGACCAUUUAAAACAAUUUAGCUGGUGCUAUUUGCAGGACAAAAGACACAUGAUUCAAUGUCCAUAAAAUGCACUUGUAAAAAGUAAAUCCAGAAAGUAAAAGAAAAAAAGAGCACUUUCUUUGUCAUAGAAGUACCACACUCUUUAAAAAAAAAAAAAAAGCCUUUGCAAUAUCUUUCUCAUUAGUCCAUUUUGUGAUAACCCAAAUACAGUGUUUACAUUAUAUUAGUUUUUAACUGAAUAUCUCAAUGAAAAAAAAAAAACUUAAGAGAUGUCAAAAGAGAGAGAAAAUCACCCAACAAAUCUUUUCUGUUCAUUAAUAUACAGAAAGUGCUAUGUGUUGAAUAUUUAAGUUUAUAUUUGUGUAGUUCGCAAUACGAAAAAUGUAUCUCUCAAAGAUAUCCCUUUCAAAAGGGAAAUGGGUAUUGAAUGUACACUUUUAUUCAUUUUAACAGAAUAAUGCAAUGAAAAAAAAAUCUAUAGACUUCAAUAGAGGGAAGAUGAACCAAAUAAAUAUUCUGUAUACUAAAGUGCCAUUUAUUGGAUUUUUCAGUUUACAUUUGUGUAGUAUGCAAUAUGAAAAAUGUAUCUCUUAAAGGUGUCCCUUUCAAAAGGUAAAUGGGUAUUGGAUGUGCUCGUUUAUUUAUUUAUUUGAUCCCCUUUUCUCCCCAAUUUGGCAUGCCCAAUUCCCACUACUUACUACAUCCUCACGGUGGUGGAGGACAAGUCUCAGUUGCCUCCGCUUCUGAGACGGUCAGUCUGUGCAUCUUAUCACGUUGCUUGCUGUGCAUGACACCGCAGAGACUCACAGCAUGUGGAGGCUCAUGCUAUUCUCCGCGAUCCACGCACAACUUAACACGCACCCCAUUGAGAGCGAGAACCACUAAUCGCGACCACAAGGAGGUUACCCCAUGUGACUCUACCCUCCCUAGCAACCAGGCCAAUUUGGUUGCUUAGGAGACCUGGCUGGUGUCACACAGCACACCCUGGAUUAGAACUCGCGACUCCAGGGGUGGUAGUCAGCGUCAGUACUCGCUGAGUUACCCAGGCCCCUCUUUUAGUCAUUUUUAACAGAAUAUAGCAAUUAAAAUGUAUAGAUUGCAACAAAGAGGGAAAAUGAACCAAAUCAAUAUUUUCUGUUACUACAGUAAGUGCUGUUUAUGGAAUAUUUCAAUUUACAUUUUUGUAGUUUGUUAUAUGAAAAAUAUAUCUCUCAAAGGUGUCCCUUUCACAAGGAAAAUGCUUAUUGACAGUGCCCUGAAAUUCACACUUUCAGCCAUUAAUUUCAAUGGCAUAAUCUUUUUGUUUUAAGUUUUGCAUCUCAAGAUCUCCCUCACAAGGUUGAAGGCAUGACCUUUCCUUCUGUUCAAACAGUCUUAAAGACAUCAACUCCAUGGCAAAGGUGUCAGUGACUGCCCUUGACUCAGUGUGACGGGAUUUCUUUUCAGUACUGUCAUUGGGGUUCCCGAAACAGUAAAGACUUUGCCAUGCCCUUUAAAACCCCAUACAGACAAAAGAGUCAGAUAAAACAAGUCACCACCCCUGUACUUCUGUUCCUUUUGCAUGGCAAACAAACUCCUUGUCGACCAACGCACUAAGACAGUGUAGUGCGCUGUCUGCUAAGUGGGUUGUCAGUAGUAUUUUUUUCAGCUUUUGCCCAAAGUCUAGUUGGAUGUUGUUAUCUUGGACUGCCCCCAGCUUGUCCUAUUAAUUUGUGGAAUCUCA